Pseudocercospora fijiensis CIRAD86 is the source of this 1101-nucleotide messenger RNA. RefSeq lists its product as uncharacterized. The transcript has a single exon. Gene Ontology annotation, cellular component: cytoplasm. Gene Ontology annotation, molecular function: oxidoreductase activity; nucleotide binding. Gene Ontology annotation, biological process: NADPH regeneration. The record is from RefSeq and is a predicted model, not a curated record. The coding region runs from base 1 to 1101 and encodes 366 amino acids. Lineage: Eukaryota; Fungi; Ascomycota; Dothideomycetes; Mycosphaerellales; Mycosphaerellaceae.
AUGACAGGAACCUCAACGAGCACCAUCGUCCCAAGACAGCUGGCCAUUGGAGUCGUCGGUCUUGGCCGGAUAGGUCGACAGCAUGCUUUGAAUGCAUUGCAUCAUGUUCCACGCACCAAGCUUCUCUGCGCCUGUUCGCCAAUGGACCAAGACAUCGAAUGGGCCGAGGAACAUCUUAUCCCUUAUGGAGUCAAGAUUUAUCGAUCUUUUGAGGAGAUGCUACACCACCCUGGACUCGAAGCGCUACUCAUAGCUAGCACCACGAAAGUACAUUACGAGCAAGUUGUCGCAGGUGUCGAGAAGGGCCUUCAUGUUCUUUGCGAGAAGCCUUUAGCCAUGAAUUCUGAGCAAAGCCGGAAGAUCUUGGAAUUGACGAAAGACGCGAAGUAUUCUCAGCUGAAGGUCAUGACAGCCUUCUGUCGUCGUUUUGAUGCUUCGUAUCAAAGGGUUAAAGCUACGAUCGAGUCUGGUGGCAUUGGAGCACCUGUGUUGAUACGCUGCGAGAACCGGGACAAGUACGACCGUAGCGAGUUUUAUAUGCGGUACAUCAUGGCAAAUCCCGGAAUCUUCAUCGACACUGCCGUUCACGACAUCGAUCUCACCUUAUCGUUCCUCGGAUCUGGGGCCAGGCCAAAGAGUGCACACGCAAUAGGUACUAUCGCUUUGCACAAAGAGCUAGAGCAGAUUCAAGAUGUCGACAAUGCUGUUGGCACAGUAGAGUGGUAUCCCUCAGACAAUGCUGUCGUUAAUCCAAUUUCUAGCUACACAAUUAGUCGGAUUAUGCGUCAUGGCUUUGACAAUCCAACUGAGAUUAUCGGCACUGAAGGUGUCCUCAAGGUCAAUCUUCACCCACGACGUGACCUUGUCGAAAUAGCUGAUCGGAAAGGAAUCGGGAACGACGUAAUGCCUGAUUUCUACGAGAGAUAUGAGAAGGCUUUCGUGACCGAAUUGGCUGUUUUCGCAGACUGCGUUCUAGAUGGGAAGCAGCUGCCAUAUGAGCUUGAUACAGCAGUCCUGGGCAUGGAAAUCGCUGAGGCAUUACAAGAGAGCUUGCGAACGGGGAGAAAGAUCGAGUGGGAUGAAAGUGGGCAUCGGAAGUGA